AUGUCCAAGCACUUAGAGAUCAUAAAUCUGUCAUUUUUGUUGGAUCAUGAAAGGGAAACAAUAUUGGGAGUACUGAAGAGAGAUGAGUAUCUGAAAAAAGUUGAAGAUAAAAGGAUAAGGAAAUUGAAAAAUGAGCUUCUGGAAGUGAGAAGGAAAGGUGGAAACCGUCAUUGUCAACAGGACAACAGCAGGGUCUGUGUUCGCUGUCAGAAAAGCCUGGGCUUGAUCUUUGACAGAGGGGACUUGUGCCAAACCUGCAAACUCCGAGUUUGCAACACGUGUCGCGAUGUGGGAGCCGAUGGGCAGUGGAAGUGCUCCCUGUGCGCCAAGAUUGUACAGCUACGGAUAGUGACAGGAGAAUGGUUUUUUGAAGAGAGAGCAAAGCGCUUCAAACAAUCAAAUCUUGGAACCGAUGUUGUCAGACAGUCUAUCCUACACAAAUUCCCAGAUCCGGUUUCCAGUAAGGAUGAAGGAAGAACAGUUAAAGAUCAGCCCCAAGAGAAUGAAGAAAAAAAGCCAGAUGUAUCUGUCUCCUGCACAACUGGGCAUAAAUCAGUCUUCAGCAAACCUAAAAAGAUAGGGAAGGUACUUAGGGGGGUUACCAAAGGAGAAAUUACAAAUGCAAAAGAUGAAAAUGAAAGGAACACAGUCACAGAAGCUGAAACCCAAAGUCUGCGCAGUGACAAGUCAACGCCAUGUUCUGAGAGGGGGAGCACCCUUUCACUGACCAGCAGCAAUGUAGGGGCUGUGGGUCCUGUGAGCAGAGGCAAUGUUUCCAUACCUUCCCUGCCGAGGUCUCCAGCACUCAGCACACGCAGCAUGACCACAGAUUAUAGCAGGGACACUGGCUUAGAAAAUGGCAUGGUUAUUCCAGCAAGUGAAAGUGUACCUGAAGAUUUAGUAAAGAAACACUGUAGGAAGGCAUCUGGAACGCCUUCCAUUGCAGUUUCUAGGGUAUCUUUGUCAUCAGAUCGUAGCCGAUCUGAGAUAGAUCUGAGUGAAUCUUUCUCUGAAGAACAUGAGGACACACUGAGCGUAAGAAGCAAAUCUGUACCUAGUGCCUUAGAUCAGGAACUGGAUUAUCAGGAUGAAACAGAAGAAGAUAUUGAUGAUAUAGUGACCUCUCAUUAUUCAAGGCAACAUGGACAUUUGACAAGUGGAUUAUCAACAAACUCCUCAGAAGGCUCCAACAGAAAAUGGACAUAUUUAAAUGUUCCUGAAACAGACGGUGAUACUACUAGCAUUAACAGCAUGUUGAGUGUAUAUAGUGAAACUGGUGACUAUGGCAACGUGAAGGUCAGUGGUGAAAUCCUUCUCAACAUCAACUACAGCUACAAAACAGGUGCCCUCAACAUCCUUGUGAAAAGUUGCCGAAACCUGGCCAUUGCAGAUGAGAAGAAGCAAAGGACCGAUCCAUAUGUCAAAGCAUACCUUCUGCCUGAUAAAUCCCGCCAAAGUAAACGCAAGACCAAAAUUAAAAGUAACAGCACCCAUCCAGAAUUUAAUGAAACGCUGAAGUAUGUCAUCAGUCACACACAGCUAGAAACCAGGACCCUGCAGCUUUCUGUUUGGCACUAUGACAGAUUUGGACGCAACAGCUUCCUUGGGGAGGUGGAAAUUCCGUUUGAUUCCUGGAACUUUGAAAAUCAGGGUGAUGAGUGGUUUGUGCUCCAGCCCAAGGUGGAGGUUGUGACAGACGUUGGGCUUCAAUAUAAAGGAGAACUGACAGUUGUUUUACGUUACAUUCCCCCAGACAGAAACCUAAUGCUUCCUCUAGGGCAGUUCCAAGGAAAGAAGAGCUUUAAAAAGGGGAAAAAGGGAAGCUCUCACAUGCCAUCUGGAGGUAUAUUAGAAGUCCUCAUCAAAGAAGCAAAGAAUUUGACAGCAGUGAAAUCAGGAGGCACAUCUGACACUUUUGUGAAAGGAUACCUGCUCCCAGAUGACAGCAAAGCUACAAAACACAAAACGCCCAUAAUAAAAAAGAGUGUGAACCCCCAGUGGAAUCAUACCUUUGCUUUCAGUGGCUUGAGUUCAAGGGAUAUACAUAAUGUCUGCUUAGAGUUGACUGUGUGGGACAAGGAGUCACUCUCCAGUAAUAUUUUUUUGGGAGGUGUUCGUCUGAGCACUGGAAAUGGUGUCAGUAAUGGCAAGGAGGUUGACUGGAUGGACUCUCAAGGGGAAGAACAGCGUCUCUGGCAGAAGAUGAUUGACAGUCCAGGAGCUCCUGUGGAGGGAAUACUAAUGCUGAGAUCCAGCAUGGGAAAACGCAGACUCUGA
Messenger RNA from Chaetura pelagica (chimney swift), 2277 nucleotides. It is a transcript of the gene SYTL5, whose product is annotated as synaptotagmin-like 5. The record is from RefSeq and is a predicted model, not a curated record. Gene Ontology annotation, biological process: exocytosis; intracellular protein transport. Gene Ontology annotation, molecular function: neurexin family protein binding; phospholipid binding; small GTPase binding. Bases 1 to 2277 code for a protein of 758 amino acids. The transcript has 17 exons. NCBI's taxonomy places the organism in Eukaryota, Metazoa, Chordata, Aves, Apodiformes, Apodidae. Gene Ontology annotation, cellular component: exocytic vesicle; plasma membrane.